Molecule: messenger RNA, 1497 nt
Organism: Etheostoma spectabile (orangethroat darter)
Lineage: Eukaryota; Metazoa; Chordata; Actinopteri; Perciformes; Percidae
Gene: fmodb
Product: fibromodulin b
Exons: 3
Coding region: 324-1364 (346 amino acids)
Molecular function (GO): protein binding
Source: RefSeq, a predicted model, not a curated record
GCCAGACUUCAAGUGGCUGUCCUAAUGACAAGGCAUGCCACAGCAAGGAAAAACAAGGCUGUCAAAAAGCAGAUGUCUGCACUGAUUCACAGAUGGGAUUGAUAUUGCCAUGGCUGGAGGUGAUAUGCUGUAAUAUAGUCUUUACAUGCUGAAAAAUGUAUGUCCUCUAAUGAGAGUGUGUGUCUGGGCAGGGCUGCAGCUACGUAGAGAGGGGGGAUGUUUACUCUAUGCCAACAACAUAUACCACUUAGUUUGAAGAAGACAUACUGUAAGCGACGUGAGCAAGGUGGGGUAACAACGUCUCUGAUCAACCAACCGUGACCAUGUGGACAGUGGUGCUCCUCCUCAUUAUGGGAAUAGUGGAUCUGAGCCUCGGCCAGCAUUACAGCCAAUUCCAAUGGCUGUCACAUCUGCGAGGGCGGUGGCGGCACACUGGCUGGCAGGUUGAGGAUGAGGACUGCCCCCUGGAGUGCGACUGCCCCUCAACCUUCCCCAUAGCUAUGUAUUGUCAGGGCCGCAACCUUCAUCAUGUACCCUACGUCCCCUCACAUAUUAAGUAUGUCUACCUGCAGCACAACCAGAUCACAGGCAUCCGGGACGGGGUGUUUGACAAUGCUACCAACUUGGUCUGGGUUGUGUUGUGUCACAACCAGCUCAACUCAGACAAGAUUGGCAAGAACGUCUUCAGCAAGCUCAAGCACCUGGACCGGCUCUUCUUAGAUCAUAAUGAGCUUAUUCGUGUGCCUCCCAACUUGCCCAAGUCCAUCACAGACCUGCGACUUGGUCACAACAAGAUCCCAAAAAUCCUCUCCAAGUCAUUCGAGGGGAUGGCCAACCUCAGCACCCUUCAGCUCCAAGCAAAUGUCAUAGAGGAUGUUGGAAGUGUGUUCAAGGACCUGAAAUCUCUGACUAUGCUGGAUAUGAGGAAAAACAGGCUGAGGGACAUCCCUGACAACCUCCCAGAGGGGCUGCAGCAGCUCUACCUGGAGUUUAAUAACAUAGAGAGCGUGCCGGUGGGAUUUCUCACCGUGAAUCCCCAACUGCAGUUUGUCCGGUUGGCUCACAACAAGCUGACCAAUAAAGGACUUCCAUCCAGUGUCUUUAAUAUCAGCACGCUGAUUGAGCUUGACCUUUCUUUCAAUAAACUGGAGAAGAUCCCUGUUGUCAGUCAGAACCUGGAGAACCUUUAUUUGCAAGCCAAUAAGAUCAAAGAGUUCUCCCUGAGCAGUUUCUGCGAUACAAUCAACAUGACAAACUUCUCCAGGCUAAGAAUGCUGCGUUUGGAUGCCAAUGAGAUCAGUGCCAAAGACAUUCCGGCUGAGGCUGCCUACUGUUUGCGGCGUGUUGCCUUUAUUGAUGUGUAGCGCUCCCUGCUCUCUCUGUCUCUUAUGUCUCUCAACUCGCCCAGGGUGUUGCUCCAUCUGUUACACCCCGGCCCCUUGUCACCUGUCACAUUCCAAUUACAGUGUAGCCUUUUCCAUCAAAGCAUAUUUGAGA